This is a messenger RNA of Drosophila persimilis, 3549 nucleotides long. RefSeq names its product sex determination protein fruitless (gene fru). Gene Ontology annotation, molecular function: protein binding. Bases 625 to 3549 code for a protein of 974 amino acids. The record is from RefSeq and is a predicted model, not a curated record. Gene Ontology annotation, cellular component: nucleus. The transcript has 9 exons. Lineage: Eukaryota; Metazoa; Arthropoda; Insecta; Diptera; Drosophilidae. Gene Ontology annotation, biological process: regulation of transcription by RNA polymerase II.
GCCACAGCCAGACGUCACUCCAGCAGUGCAGUGUAAAACGAACUUGUAACUGGAAUCUGCUAAAUCACUCAGCCCUUGCGAUAAGGCUAGGCGGAACAGCAGAGAAGACCGCAUUCCGGCCAUGUCCUGCAGCACAGCUGGACAGCUAAGCCGGCAAGCAGUGGACGCUGUAAGCAGUUUACAGCCAGCAUUACAUAAAUGCUAAGGCACUGCUAAGCGAGCGAGCCGCAGAUAGACUCGUUAAGAUUCCGCCAGCGAAUCACAGUAGCUAAUUAGCCAGACCUUGCCACUUGCAACUUGCCACCAUCCUAGCCUUAGUGACUCGCGCUUGUGUGUGUAGGGAUACAGAGUCUGUAUCAGUGUUUCUCACGCUCGUUUUUGUUUGUCUUUUUUGUGUCGUGUGCAAUUUGGUCUGUGAACAUUACUAAGAUACUGAAAUACUGAGCUACUGUGUUACUAACUAGAGACAAACUAAUUCAUAUUAACUUGUUGUGUGCCCCAGUCUGUGCAGCCAGCCAGCCUGCCAUCCAGCCCGUGCAGCCUCAGAGUGCAUUUUCAUUAAAGUCAACAAGUUGCAGCCACAUAACGUCAAAUAAAAGCAGCGUCACGUUCACCGCACUCAACAUGAUGGCCACGUCACAGGAUUACUUCAAUCCGUACGCCCUGUUCCGCGGCCCACCCACCACUCUGCGGCCGCGCGAGUCCCCGCUAGGCGUCGGCCAUGCCCACGCCCACGCCCACAGCCAUAUCCACGGACACGCGCAUACACACGCCCAUGGGCAUAGUCACGGCCACGGACACGGCCAUGGCCAUGCCCUCAGCGGACACGGCUAUGCAGCCCUCGACUUGCAGACGCCGCACAAGCGCAACAUCGAGACAGAUGUGCGGGCCCCGCCCCCGCCGUUGCCGCCGCCGCCGCUGCCGCCCACAUCGCCGAGGUACAACACUGACCAAGGAGCGAUGGACCAGCAAUUCUGCUUACGCUGGAACAAUCAUCCCACAAAUCUGACCGGCGUCCUCACCUCCCUGCUGCAGCGUGAGGCGCUCUGCGAUGUCACGCUCGCCUGCGAGGGCGAAACAGUCAAGGCCCAUCAGACCAUACUGUCCGCCUGCAGUCCAUAUUUCGAGACGAUUUUCCUACAGAAUCAACAUCCACAUCCCAUCAUCUACUUGAAAGAUGUCAGAUACUCAGAGAUGCGAUCUCUGCUCGACUUCAUGUACAAGGGCGAGGUCAAUGUGGGCCAGAGCUCGCUGCCCAUGUUUCUCAAGACGGCCGAAAGCCUGCAGGUGCGCGGUCUCACAGAUAACAACAAUCUGAACUAUCGGUCCGACUCCGACAAGCUGCGCGACUCGGCCGCCAGCUCCCCCACCGGCCGCGGACCCUCCUCCAGCUAUGGGGGCGGCGGGCUCGGGGUGGGCGACGGGGUGCGAGACUCACGCGACUCCCUGCGCUCCCGCUGCGAACGCGACCUGCGCGACGAGCUGUCGCAGCGCAGCAGCAGCGUGAAUGCCGCCGCCGCGGCUCUGGGCCUGACGACGCCCAGUGCCGGCGAACGAUCUCCCAGCGUGGGCAGCGCCAGUGCGGCAGCGGCGGCCGCGGUGGCUGCUGCUGCUCUGGCGGCCGCUGCUGCCAGUCGCAGUGCCAGCGCCGAUGCCCUCAAUAGUCGCGGCGAUGCAUGCAGCGACCGUGGCAGCGAGCGGGGCACCCUCGAGCGGGCCGACAGUCGCGACGAGCUGUUGCAGCUCGAUUACAGCACCAAGGACAACAACAACAGCAACAUCAGCAACACCAGCAACAACAAUAACAACAACAGCAGCAACAACAACAACAAUCGGGAGCGGGAACGGGAGCGGGAACGAGAGCGGGAAAGAGAACGAGAGCGGGACAGCAGCAGGGACCGCGAGAGGGAGCUCUCCACCACCCCGGUGGACCAGCUGAGUAGUAGUAAGCGCAGACGUAAGAACUCAUCAUCCAACUGUGAUAACUCGCUGUCCUCGAGCCACCAUGCGAACGCGGCCCAUGCCCAGGACAGGCACUACCCGCAGGACUCUCAGGGCAACUUCAAGUCGAGCCCCGUGCCCAAGACAGGUGGCAGCACAUCGGAGUCCGAGGAUGCGGGCGGCCGUCACGACUCGCCGCUCUCGAUGACCACCGGCGGCCACCUGGGCGGCGGUGGGGGCAAUGUGGGCGCGACCAGUGCCCUGAGCGGCCUCAGCCAGUCGCUGAGCAUCAAGCAGGAGCUGAUGGACGCCCAGCAGCAACAGCAGCAGCACCGGGAGCACCAUGUGGGCCUGCCGCCCGACUACUUGCCGCCUGCAGCAAAGCUGCACGCGGAGGAAAUGUCGACGCUGCUGUCGCAGCACGCCCUGCAGGCGGCGGACGCGCGCGAUGAUCACAACGACGCCAAACAGAUGCAGCUCGAUCAGACGGACAACAUUGACGGUCGCGUUAAGUGUUUUAACAAUCCGCGACAGCUCGAUCAGCAGGAUCAGGCCAGGGAGCCGGACCUGGAGCAGGAGCAGGAGCAGGAGGCUCUCGACGAGGUGGAUGUCGAUCGGGACAUGGACAUCGACGAGGAGCAGGAUCAGCUCGAAUCGGAAGAGGCGGAGGACAAAGUCUCUGCCGUGGCAGUGGCAGCAGUCGCCUCCUACCAUGCCACGCCGCCGAAGUACAGGCGAGCCGUGGUCUAUGCCCCGCCACCGCCAGACGAGGACGGGCCCUGUACUGGCUCCGGCUCGGGUUCUGGUUCUGGCUCUGGCUCUGGCUCUGGCUCGGAGAUUUACGUGGACAACAACUACAAUUGCGAGUACAAGUGCAAGGAGUUGAACAUGCGCGCCAUCCGCUGCAGCCGGCAGCAGCACCACAUGGCCACCCACUAUGCCCACCCUCAUUCGCAUCCCCACCAGCCGCUGCACCGCUCCCUGGUGGACUGCCCCGCAGAGGCGGCCUACUCGCCGCCCGCCACUAGCAGCAGCAGCCACAGCAGCGGGUACCGCGACCAGGGCUACGGCAGCACUAAUGGAACCGGCCAGCAGUUGGACCUGUCGAAUCACGGCUACCACGGACACCACCAUCCGCCUCCGUUGCCCCUGCCACCGCCGCCCAGCCACACCCAGGCCUCGCCGCACUAUCAGCCAGCCUCCACAUCCGCAUCCGCAUCCGCAUCGUUAUCCUCGUCCGCACCAGCCUCAGUGUCCGCCCCGCUGUCGCCCCAGCCCAGCUCCAGCUCAAGCGGAUCGAGCUCCUCGGCUGCAGCAGCCGCAGCCGCAGCUGCCGCCGCUGCAGCGGCCAAUCGGAGGGAUCACAACAUCGACUACUCCACGCUGUUCGUGCAGCUGUCGGGCACGCUGCCCACCCUGUACCGGUGCGUGAGCUGCAACAAGAUCGUGUCGAACCGGUGGCACCACGCCAACAUCCAUCGGCCCCAGAGCCACGAGUGCCCCGUCUGCGGGCAGAAGUUCACGCGCAGGGACAACAUGAAGGCCCACUGCAAGAUCAAGCACGCGGACAUCAAGGACCGCUUCUUCAGCCACUAUGUACAUAUGUGA